AUAACCAACAUGGCUGACAAGCGAGGGGAUUCAGGAAGUGAUUCUGAUAGCACUGAAGAACCAGUUGUCGGAAAUGUCAACAAAUUUGCAGUUGUCCCACCAGGCUACAGUGGUAAACCAAAGAAAGGACAUCUCAUAUUUGAUGCAUGUUUUGAAAGUGGAAAUCUGGGGCGGGUAGAUUACAUCACAGAGCAUGAGUAUGACUUGUUUAUACGACCAGACACCUGCAACCCACGGUUCCGAGUUUGGUUCAACUUUACCGUGGAGAAUGUGAGGUCAGACCAGCGUGUUAUCUUCAACAUUGUCAACUUCAGUAAGACCAAGUCCCUGUAUCGGGAUGGAAUGUCACCUCUUGUCAAAUCAACUAGCAGGCCGAAGUGGGUGAGAAUCCCCGCCAAGCAUGUAUAUUAUUAUCGCUGCCCUGACCAUCGAAAGAAUUAUGUCAUGUCCUUCGCUUUCAACUUUGACCGAGAGGAUGAUGUCUAUCAGUUUGGCUAUUGUUACCCAUAUUCCUACACCCGAUUACAGAGCUACCUCGACAAUCUCGAGAAGAGAAACUUGGACUUCUUCAGCAGGGAACUACUUUGUCUAACAGUGCAACAGCGCCGACUUGACGUGCUGACCAUCACCCACCCUGACAACCUGGAGCAUGAAGGGGAGGAAAAGCAGAAGACCGUGUUCAUCACCGCCCGUGUACACCCAGGGGAGACACCCUCAUCCUUUGUAUGUCAAGGUGUGAUAGACUUUCUGGUCAGCAACCAUCCAAUUGCCAAAAUCUUGAGGGAACACAUUGUGUUCAAGAUUGUGCCAAUGCUGAACCCUGAUGGGGUGUUCCUUGGGAACUACAGGUGCUCUCUGAUGGGGUUUGAUCUGAACCGCCACUGGCUAGAGCCGUCUCCGUGGGCCCACCCUACCCUGUAUGCCACCAAGAACCUGCUGAUGGAGCUGGACAGAAGUGAUAAAUAUGAGGUAGACUUUUACAUAGACCUGCACGCCCAUUCCACUCUGAUGAACGGCUUCAUGUACGGCAACAUCUACGAGGACAUGGAGAGAUAUGAACGCCAGUCCGUAUUCCCCAAGCUGCUGUGUGCCAAUGCAGAGGACUUCUCCCUUGCCAACACAAACUUCAACAGGGAUGCAGUAAAGGCAGGCACUGGCAGAAGGACUCUGGGUGGGUGUAUGGACGAGAACGCCCACUGUUACACCCUGGAGGUGUCGUUCUUCAGCUACCAGACCAGCACCACUGGGCAAGCCAUGCCGUACACAGAGGAGGGCUAUAUGAAGCUAGGGCGAAACCUGGCAAGGACAUUCCUGGACUACUACAAGCUGAUCGGCUACAUCAGUGCCAAGCCCAGCAGCAGCAUCGUCCCCAAGCCAGGGAUGUACCGGCACCGUGAGCGCCAGAACAAUGACAGAGCAGUGUCAGAACCAAACGGGCGGAACCCCCUGGACGACACCAGGUACUACAGCCAAAGAUACGGUGAUAAAUCUAGUCGAGAAGAGAAGGGCUCCCGGCGAGGUGCCGACUACUCCAUCAACAGCAGCAGCAGCGCCUUCUCCGACACGCCCACGUCCAUCAGGCUACAACUAAAGGAGAGAGAUCGCAGAUUCUGAUCUGUGUAUGAAAUAUAACCAUAAUACAUAAUUAAUCAAAAUCCUUGAAGGAGAUCCUGUAUGUUAGCUUCAGGUGGUCAUUCCAUUGUUCACAAUCAACUGGGAUGUAAUAUUGUAAUGACGAGUACAGAUAGGUACCCAUCAUGUCGUUAUCCAUUCCACUGUCACCACGGUGAUGGGAAAUAGGUGACAUGUGAGCUGAAAGUGACAUUUGAGUGGCAGCAAUGUAUGAGUGUCAAUUUCAAGUGUGGGAAUGUCAGUGUUAUUAGUAAGAGGAUGCAGGAUCAAUGGCUGAUGGCCAUCCGCUGUCUACAACCCUGAUGACUUGGACUUACACAAACAUAAGACCUGCUUCUGUGUGGUGAAGCCGAUGCUGCCUGCUGUAUAGAUGUAUGGGAGUGAUAUUGUAUCGGAAUAUGCAUGGACUAGAUAUGCACUAGUGACACUGAGCCAGGAAUACUGGACGUGGUCAGGGAUCUUCAUACAAAUAGGUUUUUGAAGCUGGAGGAUACUAGGUAAUGAAUAGCAAGUGGUUCCUGACUGGAAGGAUUUCCAACAUAGAACUGUUAGCCUUCCGAUUCAGAUUGAACACCCUUUCAUGUUUCAAAUUAGUAUUAAUCUUGAAAUCUUUCAGAGAAGAGGUAUCAUAAAAUAGUUUUACAAAUAUUGCUGUCCUGAAGGGCAGACUGAUUCAGGUAUUUAAUGUGACAGAGACUUAGUGUGAUCUUCUGUGAACAGAUGAAGAGGAGUUUCAUUCAAUGUCCAAACUGAUGUAACCUGAGCUGUGGACCUUCACCUUCGAAACAGUUGAAGAUCAAUGUUACCAGACCUGUUGACCUUCACUUUCAGAACAGUAGAAGAUCAAGGUCACAAGGACUAUUGACCUUCAUGUCAGAAUUUGUGAAGACUGAAAGGCCCAAGAUAGAAAUUUAAACGUUCAAAGUGAUUUCAGUUAUGAAGUAAAUCAAAUUAUGAUCAUGGAAAUAUUUGUUAAUCAGAUAUUCUCCCUGGAAGAGGUUUUAUCUUCAUCCAAAUCUAAACCUUUUAAUUAUACCAUCAUGCCUCACACUCACACAGAAUUUACUUAAGGUGACAUAAGUCAGCAUAGAUACUCUUUUUAGAAAGAAUUUUAGUAACUUUUGUCUCAUUGUAGAUUUUAUUUUUCUAUUAUAUUUUUAGAAUUUUGUUGCCAUUCUUGUACAAAUCUGUAUUGCUUUUGAGUACAACUGCUGGUAGCUUGAUGGGCUGGCGGCAUGACACAACCAGAAGAUGAGUCACCACCAUGUCAUCCCAUGUUGGUCUCACACAACACCAGGAAGUACAGGUCUCUUUCACAUUGUAGAGAAGCCCCCAGUGUCACAGAACCCUUGCCGCUAUGUACACAGGGUUUAAAGGCAGUAUAGUCUAGAUAUUUUAAGCACACUUCGGUAAAAAAAUUUUAGCUCCUCAUAAAUAAAUAUUUAUCAUUGUCAAUUGAUUUUAAAGUAUGCUAAAGAUACACCAAUAUUUGUUAUGUUAAAUAAUAUUGACAACAAUGAACAUGAAUAAAAUUAGAAUGGAAAAUCCUGUAUACAAAUAUUAUGAAAUAUACUCACGGAAAUGAAUAAGGGAACACCUGAAAGUACAAGUGUUCCUUUAUUCUUUUCCAGGUUUCUUCACAAGCUGUGUAUUGCACUGUGGGCGUAAUUCUGGAAACGAAUAAAGGAACACUUGUACUUUCAUGUGUUACCUUAUUUGUUUCCAUGAGUAUAUUUUAAGCUUAUAUUAUAGUUUAUCAUAAUACAUUUGCUAAAAUGUGUGUACAUAAGCAUGACCGUAUGUUGGUAGCCAGUAUGCCUGCCAUCCCUACAGCUGGAACCAUCAUGGUAGUGGUUGUGAUAGUCCAGCACAUGGUGUGUUGUUCAAAUAUUGAUCACAGAGGAACAACAUGUUAUUCUUGAAUAUUCCUCUCAGGAUGUGCCAACAGAAUGUUAUAUUUCAUUGUUUUACCCAUGACUUUCGCUCGACUGUCCGUCCACUUUUAGAAAGCUUAUAUUGUUUUACAGCUUUUGUUUUUAAUAUUGCAUUAUGUUUUAAAUGUGUAUAUGACUCGACUGCAUAAUCUUUACAAGUUUAUUUUUCAUGCAGGUUGAAUAUUCAUACUCAUAUCAAAUAGAAGCCUUUGAGGUUUUCUUUUAAGACUAAGAGUCCCACAGGUACCUUGUUUUUCUUCACGUUUUGGGUAAAUAAUGAGAAUAUGAAAAUACAGUGGAAUAAAAAGUAAGACGUAUGUAUUAUUCUUGAUAUUCUUCUCACCGAGGUAGGAGGGUGACAGAAAAGAGUCUGAUGUGUCUUUGCGGUGAGGAAUACUGAAUAAAGGAUUAUCUCUUGGGUCAUUUUUCUGGACAUGAAAGAAUUAUUGCGAUAUUUCUUUUUCUAAACAGUCAGCAGGACAAGACAUAUUCCAAGAGGUGAUACACAUUAUCUGUCAAGGAUGCUGAUGUAGUCGGUUUCCGACACCAUCCCAAUUAUUUAUUUAUGGUUUCAUUGGCUGAUCAGGCGAGAUGUCUGCAUGGAAACUACAUUACAGGCAGAGAUUAUUGAAUAAGCAACAAAUCUAGAGUUUUUGACACUAACAGGAAAACAUAUUUGGAUGGGGGACCUGUUUGACCUGCCGGGGAUUCAGAUGUGACUCUGUGAAAAUUAUGGCAGACACAAGUCAUCAAGAGUCAGACAUCGUAACUUUUGUUUCCACAAUUUCUUGAAGUAUUUACAUCUGAAAUUGCUGCUGUUUACCGAGCGUGCUACGGGUUUAUGGAAUUAGUUUUGUUGCACUGAACUUUAAGUUUAUGAGUCUGAUGUCAAGGGAUGGGUUUUACGAUAUACAGACGAAGGCUUAGACCAGCUGAUGAAGCACUGCACAGACACACUAUGUUCAGGGGUGAUUCUUUAUUGUCGUUUUGGGGGUGGAUAUUUCAGUAUUUCAAGAAAGGUCAUUUUUUAUUUUGAAUUAGGAGAAGAGAUUUUUCUAUAUAGACUAUUUGGCUCUGGGUUUCAUCUUUUUUCUUGUUUUAAGGAGAUGUGAUGAGGUUUAUGAAAACUGUUUUGUCAGUUGUGGCCAUAGAUUGAAUGAUUUGUCAUUACAGACAUAAGACACAACUCUGUAAUUCACAUAUUGCAGUACACAGUAUAUCUCAGUGAAUGUUCAAAUGUUGAUGUGUUGAAAUGUGAUAUAUCAUGUGAUGUGUUUUCAAAAUAAUAUGUGUAUUGUUUUUCAAAUGACCUCAGUAUCAAUGAAAUAGAAAACCAUAUGAACCUC
Molecule: messenger RNA, 4912 nt
Organism: Haliotis rubra (blacklip abalone)
Lineage: Eukaryota; Metazoa; Mollusca; Gastropoda; Lepetellida; Haliotidae
Product: cytosolic carboxypeptidase 6-like
Exons: 12
Coding region: 10-1614 (534 amino acids)
Biological process (GO): proteolysis
Molecular function (GO): zinc ion binding; metallocarboxypeptidase activity
Source: RefSeq, a predicted model, not a curated record